Messenger RNA from Eriocheir sinensis (Chinese mitten crab), 2829 nucleotides. RefSeq names its product hemocyanin subunit-like. Bases 57 to 2090 code for a protein of 677 amino acids. The record is from RefSeq and is a predicted model, not a curated record. Gene Ontology annotation, molecular function: oxidoreductase activity. The transcript has 3 exons. Lineage: Eukaryota; Metazoa; Arthropoda; Malacostraca; Decapoda; Varunidae.
UGCGAAUAUAAAUAACCUUCGGGGCGUCUUGCCGUCAGCACUGUGGUUCCACCAAGAUGAAGCUUCUGGUCCUGUGCUCUCUGGUCGCGGCCGCCGCAGCAUGGCCGCACUUCGAAAUGAUGGCGGACUCUCCAGUGCCCCCUGCUUCUAACGCCCAGAAACAGCAUGACGUCAACAGCAUCCUGUGGAAGGUGUACGAGGAAAUCCGCGACCCCCACCUGAAGGAGCUCUCCACGAGCUUCGACCCCCUCUCCGGCCACUAUGACGACGACGGUGUCGCCAUUAAGCGACUCAUGCAGGAGCUCAACGACCACCGCCUGCUGGAGCAGAGGCACUGGUUCUCGCUCUUCAACACCCGCCAACGCGAGGAAGCUCUCAUGCUCUACGAUGUGCUCGAACACUCCACCGACUGGGCCACGUUCGCCGGCAACGCCGCCUACUUCCGUGUUCGGAUGAACGAGGGCGAGUUUGUGUAUGCCAUCUACGCUGCCGUCACCCACUCCGAGCUGACUCACGACGUGGUACUGCCUCCCCUCUAUGAGGUCACUCCCCACCUCUUCACCAACAGUGAGGUCAUCCAGGAAGCUUAUCAAGCAAAGAUGACCCAAACUCCCGCCACUAUCAAGUCCCACUUCACCGGCAGCAAGAGCAACCCUGAGCAGCGCGUGGCCUACUUCGGCGAGGACAUCGGCAUGAACACCCACCACGUCACCUGGCACUUGGAGUUCCCCUUCUGGUGGGACGACUCCCACGAGAACCACCACAUAGAGCGCAAGGGCGAGAACUUCUUCUGGGUCCACCAUCAGCUGACUGUCCGCUUCGACGCUGAGCGCCUGUCCAACUACCUUGACCCCGUCGAGGAGCUGCACUGGGACGAUGUCAUCCAUGAGGGCUUCGCUCCCCACACCAUGUACAAGUACGGCGGCUACUUCCCCUCUCGCCCAGACAAUGUGAAAUUUGAGGACGUGGACGGCGUGGCCCGCGUGCGAGACAUGCUGAUCCUGGAGAGCCGCAUCAGGGACGCCAUUGCUCACGGCUAUGUCACCGGCAAAGACGGUUCCAUCAUCAACAUCAAUGACGCUCAUGGCAUUGAUGUGCUGGGAGACGUCAUUGAGUCAUCCAUGUACAGCCCUAACCCACAGUACUACGGUGCCCUGCACAACACUGCUCACGUGAUGCUCGGCCGCCAGGGUGACCCUCACGGCAAGUUUGGCCUGCCCCCUGGUGUCCUGGAGCACUUCGAGACCGCCACUCGGGACCCCGCCUUCUUCCGCCUCCACAAGUACAUGGAUAACAUCUUCAGGGAGCACAAGGACAGCCUCACUCCCUACACGAAGGAGGAGCUCGAGUUCCCAGGCGUCACGAUUGACGGAAUUUCCAGCAACCAUCGGUUAGAGACCUACUUCGAGGACUUCGAGUACAGCCUCAUCAAUGCUGUCGAUGAUACUACCGAGAUCGACGAUGUUCCCAUUAAAGCACGUGUGUCUCGUCUCAACCAUAAGGACUACUCUGUCACACUCGAGGUCACCAACCAUAACGACCAUGAGGUGUAUGGUGUCGUGCGCAGCUUCGCCUGGCCGAAGUACGACAACAAUGGUGUUGAGUACUCUUUCAACGAUGGACGUUGGAACGCAAUCGAACUGAAUAAGAUUUGGGUCAAAUUGGCGUCCGGGAAAAACGUCAUCACCAGUACAAGCGGUGAUUCGACGAUCACUGUUCCUGACGUGCCCAGCUUCGAGUAUUUGAUUGACGCAGCGAAUGAGGCCCUGAGCUCCGGUUCUGAGCUUCAUCUCGAGGAAUUCGCCAGCGGCCUCGGACUACCCAACAGGUUCCUGCUCCCCAAGGGUAAGAGUGAAGGUAUGGAUUUCCAAGUGGUGGUGUUGAUUUCUGACGGCGACCAGGAUGCUGCCGUCGACGGCCUGCACGACAGCACCACCUUCAACCACUACGGCUGUGCUGACGGCAAGUACCCCGACAACCGCCCACACGGCUACCCGCUGGACCGCCGCAUCGACGACGAACGGAUCAUCACCGGCGUUUCCAACUUCAAGGCCGUGACUAUCAAGUUUUACCACGUCGAGGAACACUAAACUGAUUCCUUUUUAUUUUUUGUUUUUGUGUCAACACACACACACACACACACACACACACACACACACACACACACACACACACACACACACACACACACACACACACACACUUAAGAUUAAUGGUUCACUGUAAUCACUUCAUCCCUCAUGAGGUUUUCGCGGGAACCUUGUUGCUCUUUUCAGCUUUGUUCCAAAAUCUAAAAAAAAUGUAUUAACAAAUUACCUGUUCCGAACACAGAAAAGUAAAUCUUUUAUCUUCCAUUAUAUCGUGGACAGUCGCCAUUACCCUGUACAGUAAUUCGAGAGGCUUAUGCAAAAUGUAAAGCUGAGUUAUAAAUAGACAUGGGUCAGAAUAGUUAAGCGUUGGAAACUUUUCCCACAUCUUCGUCGAUAUGAUGAUCUUUCAAACCGUCGUGGGUCCCUUCCGUUGUGCCCUUUGCCCUCAUCUGUGGUCCUUUUCCUAAGGGUGAGAACCACCGCCUGAGACAAAAUAAUUUGUAACUUGUCAUAAACAAACAAACAAACAAAAUCCAUCUCAACUUCAUACUCACCGAUAUGAAAGUUUAGUAAGAAUUAUUUUUUCUUUCCUUUUCAUCGAUCCAUCUUCAUUUACAUCUUGUAUUAUAAAAAUUACACUCAUGACUUGGGUGUGAUGGGGCAGCGUGCUCACUCCCCUACAGACCACCACCAACCAACUCACCUUAUCUGAAUGUUCAUCAAUAAACUGAUACUGAUA